AAUGAAAAAUGGCUAACGGCUACUCAAUUGCACUUCAAUUUUCUUCUCUGCUUAUGUUUUCAGAUUACAACUGAUGGGAAGCCCAAGAUAAUUGAUAUAAUUGAUACAACUGGCAGCGGUGAUGUAACUACAUGUACUGUUGUAGAAGCUAAAGAUGGAGAAAUCAUUGGUCUCUCUGGAAGAACUUUAAAGAUUCCAGCAAACUGGGUAAAUCCUUCUGGCAAAUAUCAUAUUGGGAUAAAAAAUGGCUAUGACAUAUAUCCUAAAGCUCUCAAGGAGAGGAUUCAGAAAGAGCGCAAGGAGAAGCUCUGGGAUCCUCUUCACAGACUAGCUCUAGCAGAGGCCUGUAGGAAACAGGAAGAGUUUGAUGCUGCUCAUAGCUCUCCCUCCCAAGUAAAUAAGCUAAUAAAGGAGGAACUUCAAAAUCAAGUGGAACUGCUAAAUUCUUUUGAGAAAAAAUACAGUGAUCCUGGUCCAGUAUAUGAUUGUCUAGUAUGGUAUGAUGGUGAGACCUGGAGAGCCUGCAUAGAUACAAGUGAGAGUGGUGACUUAACUAGCUGUACAGUGUUGAGAACCUACAAAGAGGCUCAGGAAUAUGGAUCUUUUGGAACAUCUGAAAUGUUGAAUUACUCUGUUAAUAUAUAUGAUGAUGGAAACCUUCUUUCAAUUGUGACAAGUGGAGGAGCACAUGGAACACACGUGGCUAGUAUUGCAGCGGGAUACUUUCCUGAAGAGCCAGAGCGAAAUGGUGUGGCUCCCGGAGCUCAGAUUCUUGCAAUCAAGAUUGGUGAUACAAGACUAAGUACAAUGGAAACUGGCACUGGUUUAAUAAGAGCUAUGAUAGAAGCAAUAAAAUACAAAUGUGAUCUUGUCAACUAUAGCUAUGGAGAGGCAACACAUUGGCCAAAUUCUGGGAGAAUUUGUGAAGUAAUUAAUGAAGCAGUAUGGAAACACAACGUAAUCUAUGUUUCGAGUGCAGGAAAUAACGGCCCUUGCCUUUCUACGGUUGGAUGUCCUGGUGGCACUACAUCUAGUGUAAUAGGUGUUGGUGCCUAUGUGUCACCUGAUAUGAUGGUUGCUGAAUAUUCUUUGAGAGAAAAACUGCCAGCAAAUCAAUAUACUUGGUCAUCCAGGGGGCCAAGCACUGAUGGAGCCCUUGGAGUAAGUAUCAGUGCCCCAGGAGGUGCUAUUGCUUCUGUUCCAAACUGGACUCUGCGAGGAACACAACUCAUGAAUGGCACAUCCAUGUCUUCUCCCAAUGCAUGUGGAGGCAUUGCAUUAGUACUGUCAGGGCUCAAAGCUAACGAUAUUCAUUACACUGUUCAUUCUGUCAGAAGAGCCUUAGAAAAUACAGCAGUGAAAGCUGAAAAUAUAGAAGUAUUUGCACAAGGACAUGGUGUUAUUCAGGUUGAUAAAGCCUAUGACUACCUCGUUCAGAAUUCAUCAUUCACAAGUAACAUAGGCUUUACUAUUACUGUUGGAAGCAAUCGUGGCAUCUACCUCAGAGACCCUGCCCAGAUAUAUGCACCUUCUGAUCAUGGGGUUGGCAUAGAGCCUGUCUUUCCUGAGAAUACAGGUAGGAAAGCUUCUUUUGUAUGA
Messenger RNA from Meleagris gallopavo (turkey), 1599 nucleotides. The record is from RefSeq and is a predicted model, not a curated record. Lineage: Eukaryota; Metazoa; Chordata; Aves; Galliformes; Phasianidae.